ACUUCAGGCCAUUCAUUUUUUUUUUACAAAAUAAAUGCGUAACGUUUUGAAGCUAAGUUUGAGGAUAAGUUUGCUAGGUGUGCUGCGGGUAGUGCCGUGCUCUGAGCGAAUUCCACUAGAAUAAAUUGAAAUAUUUAAAGGGAAGGGAUGGGAGCAUUCCCUCAGGAUAAGUUGAUUGAUAACUAGUUGUCGUUGAUUAUUCUGUCAUUUUUGAACUCUCGAAAAGUUGAUAGAUAUUCAGAGAGUCCCCCCUCCAGGUUUUCUUUCCCUCUCCCCCUUCACUUCAUCCCUCUCAUCACACUGUACCUCCCUUGAGUGUGAGCUUUAACGUGGAUUUCUCUUUGUGGUAUUUUUCCAAUGCACAGUUCAAUCAAAUUAAUUUAAUUCCUAAGAUCAGCGUGAUGUACGGUGCGGAAGACGAGGAUUCAUGGCGGCUAUCAGAAAGAAACUAGUAAUCGUAGGCGAUGGUGCCUGUGGUAAAACUUGCCUGCUCAUAGUAUUCAGCAAAGACCAAUUCCCUGAAGUGUACGUUCCUACUGUGUUUGAGAAUUAUGUCGCUGACAUUGAAGUGGAUAGCAAACAGGUUGAGUUGGCCCUCUGGGAUACAGCAGGACAAGAAGACUACGACAGACUGCGUCCACUAUCUUAUCCGGACACCGAUGUCAUUCUCAUGUGUUUUUCGAUUGACAGUCCGGAUUCAUUAGAGAACAUUCCCGAGAAAUGGACGCCCGAGGUGAAACACUUUUGUCCAAAUGUACCAAUAAUUCUCGUUGGAAACAAAAAGGAUUUACGCAAUGACCCAAUCACGAUCAAGGAGCUUGGUAAAAUGAAGCAAGAACCAGUUAAACCUGAGGAGGGUAGAUCCAUGGCCGAAAAAAUUAAUGCCUUUGCUUAUCUCGAGUGUUCUGCCAAGAGCAAGGAAGGUGUACGGGAAGUAUUUGAAACAGCGACCAGAGCAGCACUCCAGGUAAAAAAGAAGAAAAAGGGCAGAUGUAGGUUGCUCUGAGUUAAUUAUGCGAAUGGGCCCGACACCGACCGGGUGAAUAAACAAACAUAAAAUCAUGGAAUUGCGAUACUAGCUAUUCAAAAAAAUGAAGAGAAUAAUAAUAAUAAUAAUAAUAAUAAUAAAACUAAUCUACGGAGAGCUAGUCGUAAUGCCGGAGGCCCCCAAUGCAUAAAAACAAAAUCAAGAAAAUCUAUAACAUUACUUUAUAUCUUAUCUUUAAUUACUUUACAUAAAUGGAAAAAAUGAUCAACAACUAGAAACAUGUAAAACGCGUCCAAUACUGGAUAUUAAAGAAUGAAAAAAAGAAAAAUUCGACAACUGAAUUUCAUACAGAUUAAGUGCACCCGCCAAUAUCGUGAUCCGUGGUGAAUCGUUCCCCUCGCUUACCCAAAAUAUAUAUACGUAUUUAUACAUUCCCACAUAAAUACAUAUAUUUGGAUCCAUCGAGAGCGCGUGUAUGUUGCAAUUGUAUGAGUGUUCAAAUUGCUUGCCUGUGCGAAGUAAAAAAAAUGCAUCUGCCUGAUACUUUAAACAAAACCAAGACAAAAACGCCUGUGUGCAUUGUAGCAGUUUUUUUUGGCAACAACUAUAAUAAUUGUAUCUUUUUAAUAAUGAUAGUGAUUGAGUGAUGCUUUAUUCUCGAAAAUAUAACAGUAAAAGAAGGAUAAACCAAAAAAAUUACGCCAUUUUUUUCAAUUCAAUACCACAGCUAUUUUCCAAUUAUUCGCUAUUCAGAUGAACAAUAUUUUGUUAUUUUGAGAACUUACUGUGGGACACCUACAGUUUGGCUCUCAGCCCUUUUAUUCAUUAUCAUUAAUUUCUUAUUAUUUCGUCAUUCAUAAGAAUUGCCACUUUAUCUUAGGGUCUGAUGACAUGGCAUUAUUUUUCAUCGAGCACGAGUCUUUAUUUCAAUUAGAUAAACUAUGGUUUAUCUUUCCUAAAAAUGACUAUUGACAAUUUUUUUUAAACAUUAAAUCAAUUUUUGCCGUGAAAUAUUGAAUAAAAUUGAAUAACGAAAAAAUGAUGUUCAACGUCCAUAGGCUAUCUGGAUCGCCCUAUUGAUCUUCAAGAUCCCAAUUAGACUAGACGCAUUAUUAUUAUUAUUACUAUUAUUAUUAUUAUCAUGAUUAUAUUACUAUUGAUAUGUUAUAUUAUAUUAUUGUAAUACGAUGACACUAACAUUAAUGAAUUGUAAUAGUGGUUAUAUUCUAUUUAUGUACUCCGAUAAAACAACAAAACAGCAAGAUUGCCUCCCAGUUA
Molecule: messenger RNA, 2266 nt
Organism: Diachasmimorpha longicaudata
Lineage: Eukaryota; Metazoa; Arthropoda; Insecta; Hymenoptera; Braconidae
Gene: Rho1
Product: ras-like GTP-binding protein Rho1
Exons: 4
Coding region: 428-1006 (192 amino acids)
Biological process (GO): small GTPase-mediated signal transduction
Cellular component (GO): cytosol
Molecular function (GO): protein kinase binding; GTP binding; GTPase activity
Source: RefSeq, a predicted model, not a curated record